AGUGGGAAGAAUGUCCCUUACAUUGGGGGUCAGUGGGAAGAAUGUUCCUUACAUUGGUGGUCAGUGGGAAGAAUGCUCCUUACAUUGGUGAUCAUUGGGGAGAAUGCUCCUUACAUUGGUGAUCAGUGGGAAGAAUGUCCCUUACAUUGGUGGUCAGUGGGAAGAACGCUCCUUACAUUGGUGAUCAUUGGGAAGAACGCUCCUUACAUUGGUGAUCAGCGGGAAGAUUGCUCUCUACAUUGGUGGUCAGUAGGAAGAAUCCUCCUUACAUUGGUGAUCCUUGGGAAGAAUACUCCUUACACUGGUGGUCAUUGUAGAGAACCCAUAUACAUUAGGGAAGAGUGAGAAGAAUGUUUCUUAUAUUGGUGGCCGGUAAGAAGAAUGUUCCUUCCACUGAUGGUCAGUGUAGAGCCCCCAUACAUUGGGGA
Messenger RNA from Staurois parvus, 428 nucleotides. NCBI's taxonomy places the organism in Eukaryota, Metazoa, Chordata, Amphibia, Anura, Ranidae. The record is from the annotation of a GenBank genome assembly.